AUGCCUCGAUCAGAGAUCCCAAUUGAAGCCCUUCCGGCGUGGUCCCUUCUAAACAAUGUUUGCUUUGUCGACACCGAGAUCGCAAAGACGGGGGAGGGAAGGGGGUUCGGCCUGCUCAUUGGCCGGAGCUUGACUACGACAGAUGGGAACUCUGAUAUCCCCGCCUUGGUCACAAUCCCGAGCAGUAUUAUCCUCAACAAGGAGGCGGUGGAGGUAUAUGCCAAGGAGGAUCGAAACUUCAGGCAGUUGCUUGAUGUUGCUGGGCACGAGUCGACUAGAGGAGACAUCUUGUUGUUCCUCCUUGUGCAGUUGGCUCACGCUUCUGCUGGGAGUCAUUCAUCAGCCGGAGUGUCGAACCCAUGGACCGAGUACAUCAAGUUCUUGCCAGGCGAGGUUCCUGUGCCCACGUUAUGGACCGAGGACGAGAGACUGCUUCUGGCGGGAACAUCGCUGGAAUCAGCCCUGAAGGCCAAGCUCUCUACGCUGGCAUCUGAGUUUGAGUUUAUACAGGAUAAAUCAUCCGACAUACCCUUCUGGAACAGCGUGCUCUGGGAAACAGGUGCGAUACGGUUCAGAGACUGGACCCUUCUCGACGCUUGGUACCGAUCCCGUUGUUUAGAACUGCCCAGUUCGGGAGAAGCGAUGGUCCCGUGCAUCGACAUGGUCAACCACUCGAGCAACCCAACAGCUUACUAUGAGGAACGCUCAGGAGAUGAUGUGAGGUUAUUACUCAGACCGGGCAUCAGUGUUUCCAAGGGCGACGAGAUAACGAUCAGUUAUGGGGACGACAAGUCCGCUGCAGAAAUGCUUUUCAGCUAUGGGUUCCUGGAUGAUGCCUCGAGAAAGGGAAGCCUUACCCUCCCGUUGGAGACUUUCCCGGACGAUCCAUUAGCAAAGGCAAAGCUUUUUGUUUUCGGAGGACAGCCUAAAGUCCACGUGGCACUGAACAGCGAGGGUGACAUUGAAUGGAAAGGUCCGUUCGCGUAUCUGAUGUGUGUCAACGAGGAAGAUGGGUUGGAAUUUAGGGUCUUGCAGGACACCGAAGGAACCCGGCAGCUGCGACUCUUCUGGAUGGACGAGGAUGUUACCGACCGUGCAAACGAUUUCGAAGCACUGAUUCGGAGCCACGAACUCUGGGGCGUCUUCAAACUCCGAGUGGUUACAGUGGUGCAAGGCUGCUUGUACACCCACCUGCAGCGGAUGCAGUCGGUCGUGUCUCUCGACACAACAGAUACCGGGGUAUCGAACAUACGCGAAACAUGCAUGAGAGCAGCGACAUCGCUCCGCGAAAUCGAAACGAGCUUAUUAGAAAAGGGGGUGGAACAUCUGGAGAAUGAGAAAAGCACGCUAGCUACGGACGAACACGUGUUGUCCUACCUCGGAUCGAUGGAAGCUACCGAAUCUGACCUAGUUGACCGAGAGGCGCCCAAUGACGAUGAGGAUGACUUCAGCUGA
Phialemonium atrogriseum is the source of this 1455-nucleotide messenger RNA. RefSeq lists its product as uncharacterized. Gene Ontology annotation, molecular function: protein binding; protein-lysine N-methyltransferase activity. NCBI's taxonomy places the organism in Eukaryota, Fungi, Ascomycota, Sordariomycetes, Cephalothecales, Cephalothecaceae. Gene Ontology annotation, biological process: peptidyl-lysine monomethylation. The transcript is spliced from 3 exons. The coding region runs from base 1 to 1455 and encodes 484 amino acids. The record is from RefSeq and is a predicted model, not a curated record.